CCCCGUCUGGAAUCGCCUACCCAUGCGUUUGCAUGUGGACCCGGACUCCAGUUCCGGAGUCUUGUAGCUGGAUCCGCAGAGAAGAGAAGUUCUAAAGCAAUCAGAACAGCGUUUCCACUUGGGACCCUUACUCGCAGCUGGAAAUGGGGAAUGGACUGUCAGACCAGACGUCUAUCCUGUCCAGCCUGCCUUCAUUUCAGUCCUUCCACAUCGUGAUUCUGGGUUUGGACUGUGCUGGAAAGACGACCGUCUUAUACAGGCUGCAGUUCAAUGAGUUUGUCAAUACCGUACCCACCAAAGGAUUUAACACGGAGAAAAUUAAGGUAACCUUGGGAAAUUCCAAAACAGUCACUUUUCACUUCUGGGAUGUAGGUGGUCAGGAGAAAUUAAGACCGCUCUGGAAGUCAUACACCAGAUGCACAGAUGGCAUUGUGUUUGUUGUGGACUCUGUUGAUGUUGAAAGGAUGGAAGAAGCCAAAACCGAACUUCAUAAGAUAACGAGGAUAUCAGAAAAUCAAGGAGUCCCCGUACUGAUCGUUGCUAACAAACAAGACUUGAGGAACUCAUUGUCCCUCUCAGAAAUUGAGAAGCUGUUAGCAAUGGGGGAACUGAGCUCAUCCACUCCUUGGCAUUUGCAGCCCACCUGUGCAAUCAUAGGAGAUGGACUGAAGGAAGGACUUGAGAAGCUACAUGAUAUGAUAAUUAAAAGGAGAAAAAUGUUGCGGCAACAGAAAAAGAAAAGAUGACUGUCGAUACCUUUAGUAUCUGUGUGGACAGGUUUUUCCCUCUGGCCUGUAUUUUGGCAAAUGGAAGAGUGUCUACAGCCUGGUUUGCCCGUCUGCCCUCCUGGAUGCUAUUAAAGCUUUGUUUUGUUGAAUAAUCAGAUGCCCAACUCUGUUGCCUUGUGGAAGUUGAGUAAAUGCAGUGCUUCUGAAAGUGGUCUUUUCUCCCUACCCCACAAGUCUUCUGGUACUACCAUUUUGGGAAGCCAAGCAAGGAUAGUUAAUUGACCAGAACACAGCUGUGGAAAUUUGAUCUGAAGUUAGUGAAAUAAAACUUUGAAGAGUGUCUACCUAGUAUUUUGUGCUCAUAUCUUCUGGGGGGAACCCUUUGCAAGAAAGGCUUUGUAUGUGAAGAUAAAAUGAUAAUGAAUGGAAAUGUUAAGGUAGAUCAGUAUAUAUACAGUUAUAUUGUUUAUGUUGGUUCAACCAGCCCUUUUGAUGUUAGGGGCAAGGAGGAAGUGUUUACUUUUUAAAGUUUUGGCCAAACGAUUUUUGACAUUUCUGGAGUCAAAUAAUUUAAUGCUAUAUCUUAAUUCUAGACAAUGUUAAUUAAGUUGGUCUACCUUUCAUAAAAACAAGAUAUUUGGGGUAUAUUCAAGUGCAUGGAUUAGUUUUCCUGACAAGCAUGUUUUGGUUGUGUAGUCUUACUUUUUAGAAAUUGCUAUGCAUCUUUCUACACAGGUUUAAAACAACUUAUUUUGGGAUUUAGGACUGUAUAGAAAAUAGUUGUCAGAAGCACUUUCACUUGAAGAACCUAAAAAAAUUUACUUGGCUCUCUUAUAUAGUAAAUAUGGGCAUGUAGAUUAGUCAUAAAUAUACAUUGGAUACAUAUGGAUUUAUGAAGAAAGCAAUUGAUGAUUCAAGAGAAUGUAAUUGUACACAGUCUCUAAAAUAUUCCAAUUAUAAGGUAUUUGUUCUAUUAAUAUUUGCUGGCUGAAAACAGAUGUGAUUUUUUUCAUAUAUUUUUGUAGUGUAUUUGGAGGAGCUUUAUAAAAAACACCUGAUGUGCUGUGAAAUGAAAAUGUGAAAGAAA
This is a messenger RNA of Carlito syrichta (Philippine tarsier), 1815 nucleotides long. RefSeq names its product ADP ribosylation factor like GTPase 4A (gene ARL4A). Gene Ontology annotation, cellular component: cytoplasm. Bases 144 to 746 code for a protein of 200 amino acids. Gene Ontology annotation, molecular function: GTPase activity; GTP binding. NCBI's taxonomy places the organism in Eukaryota, Metazoa, Chordata, Mammalia, Primates, Tarsiidae. The record is from RefSeq and is a predicted model, not a curated record. The transcript is spliced from 2 exons. Gene Ontology annotation, biological process: vesicle-mediated transport; intracellular protein transport.